GUCUCAGUGCAGUGUGUGUGUGAGUGAGUUUGUGUGUUAGUUAUAUAAGGCUCUAUAUAAGGAUUUAUUUUGUUCUUUCUGGCUGGAGAGAGGAAAAUUCUCAAACACACACAUACACACACACACACACAUACACACACACACACACACACACGAUGGAGGUUUCUGUGCCGGUGUCAGAGCAGGAGAGCUCUGGCCCGGAGGCUGAGUGUUAGCCAUGUCGCAGCAGGACGUCGCCACAGCCAGCACACUGCACCUGGUGGCCUCAGACAUGACCGACAUCAUGGAGAACCUGGACACACGUGAGCUGGACAUCGGAGAUGGAGAGGACGUGUUUGAAGGACCGGGAGCUAACAGUGCAGAAGAUGGAGUUGCGUUUUCUCUGAUCUACAAGACGAUGGGGUUUAAAGAACAGGACACGCGAGUCUUCCUCACAUCAGCUCCCAUCACCGCCAGGAUCCUGGAGGUGGAGCGCUUCGCCUGUGCGCAGGACCGCUUCAACAUCACCAACCAGAGGAGUGUGUCCAAGAAACUUCCUGCAGUUUUCAGGAUCGAGAUGAGACACGGGAACUUCACCUGGAUUGUGAAGAGGAAGGAGAAGCACUUCAUGGAGCUGCACAGAGAAUUACGGACCUACAAAGCCUUCCUGAAAAUUCCUCUUCCUUCUCGCACUCACACGGAGCGGAGGCAGACGGUCAGACACACGCGUCAGAUGCCCACGUUACCCCGCGGCGGAGGAGACGAACUUGCCCGAGAGGAGCAAGUGUCCAGUCGGAGGCGUCAGCUGGAGGAUUAUUUAAACAAGCUGCUGAAAAUGCCUCUGUACAGAAACUACCACGCUACCUUGGAGUUCAUUGAUGUGAGUCAGCUGUCGUUUAUCCAUGAUCUGGGACCAAAGGGCUUAGAAGGUAUGGUUUAUAAAAGGUCAGGAGGUCACCGGAUCCCUGGGCUGAACUGCUGCGGUCACAGUAAAGUGUGUUAUCGCUGGUCCAAACGUUGGUUGGUGGUGAAAGACUCGUUUCUGCUCUACAUGAAGCCUGACUCGGGUGCGAUCUCUUUCGUCCUGCUGGUGGAUAAAGAGUUCUGUGUGAAAAUGGACUCUAAAGAUACAGAGACCAAACACGGUGUCCGAGUGGACAGUUUGUGCAGGAACCUGGUUCUGAAGUUCUCCAGUUAUCGUCACGCCCGCUGGUGGGGUCAGGCCAUCGACGACUUUGUGCGCAAAUACGGCAGCGCGUUCCUCCAGGACCAUCGCUUUGGUUCCUUCGCCAACAUUCAGGAGAACAUCCCCUCCAAAUGGUACGUAAACGGGAAAACCUACAUGGAGGAUGUAGCUGCUGCACUGGAGGCAGCUGAGGAGGAGAUCUUCAUCACAGACUGGUGGCUGAGUCCAGAGAUAUUCCUCAAAAGGCCAGUGGUUGAAGGAAAUCGCUGGCGUCUGGACUGCAUUCUGAAACGUAAAGCCCAAAAAGGAGUUCGGAUAUUUGUUCUGCUCUAUAAGGAAGUGGAACUCGCUCUCGGGAUCAACAGCGAAUACAGCAAGAGGACGCUGCUGCAGCUUCACCCCAACAUCAAGGUGAUGCGACAUCCUGACCAUGUCUCCUCCUCCGUCUAUCUGUGGGCUCAUCAUGAGAAGAUUGUGGUGAUUGACCAAUCAGUAGCCUUCGUGGGCGGGAUUGAUCUGGCGUACGGACGCUGGGAUGAUCGAGAACACCGACUAACGGAUGUGGGGAGCGUGACAAGAACCCUCAACACAUCUGCAGAGAACAUAACAGAAGCGUCUCCCUCUGUGGUGUCUCCGUCUAAAGGUCCCGUGCAGAGUAACGGUAAAAACUCCAGCAGGGAUUCAGAAGAUCAGCCCAAACUCAAAGGUUACGGGAAAACCAGGAAGAGUCGCUUCAGCAUCAGGAAACACCUGCAGAGACAUGGCCUCGCCCACGCCGACAGUGUGAGCAGCGCCGAGAGCUCAGAGGAGAACUCGGACACGACUCAGGACCUGCAGGCUGAUGUGAUCGGUUUGAUGGGGAACACUCGGUUCUGGCACGGUAAAGAUUACUGCAACUUUGUGCACAAGGACUGGAUCCAGCUGGACAAACCGUUUGAUGAUUUCAUCGACAGACACAUCACUCCCAGAAUGCCGUGGCACGACAUCGCCUCUGUGGUCCACGGGAAAUCUGCCAGAGACGUCGCGCGGCACUUUAUACAGCGCUGGAAUUUUACCAAGAUGGUCAAGCCGAAGUACCGGUCACUCUCGUACCCGUACCUUCUCCCCAAAUCCCACACCACGGCCAGUGAGAUCAAGCACCAGGUCCCGGGCUGCGUUCCCACUAAAGUGCAGGUGUUACGCUCCGCAUCCGAUUGGUCUGCCGGAAUAAAGUACCACGAAGAGUCCAUCCACAACGCCUAUGUCCACGUGAUCGAGAACAGCAAACACUACAUCUACAUCGAGAACCAGUUCUUUAUAAGCUGUGCCGAUAACAAACUCGUCUAUAAUAAGAUUGGAGACGCCAUCGCGCAGAGGAUCAUCAAAGCCUACAGGGAGGGCAGCAGGUACCGUGUGUACGUGGUCACUCCUCUGUUACCUGGAUUUGAAGGAGACAUUAACACUGGAGGAGGAAGCGCCAUCCAAGCCAUCAUGCACUUCAACUACAGAACGAUGGUCAGAGGAGAUCACUCCAUCAUGUCCCAGCUAAAGAAAGAGAUGGGGGAUCAGUGGAUGAACUACAUUUCCUUUGGAGGACUGAGGACUCAUGCUGAACUGGAGGGGAAGUUGGUGACAGAGUUGAUCUAUGUCCACAGUAAAAUGCUGAUUUCGGAUGACAACACGGUGAUCAUCGGUUCGGCGAACAUUAAUGACCGCAGUAUGUUGGGGAAGCGUGACAGUGAAGUGGCGGUUAUUUUCGAGGACACAGAGACUGAGAGGUCUGUCAUGGAUUGUCAGGAAUAUCAGGCAGGACGUUUUGGACUCCGACUCCGUCUGGAAUGUUUUAGGACGAUCCUCGGCGCUCACAUAGACACCAGCAUCGACAUCUCAGACCCUAUCAGUGACCAUUUCUACAAAGAGGUGUGGCUGACCACUGCAGCUCGCAAUGCCUCCAUCUACCAGAAGGUGUUCCGCUGCUUGCCGUCCAGUGACGUGAGAACGAUCCUGGAGCUGGAAGGAUAUCUGUCCAAGCCCAGUCUGGAUAAGGAAGAUCCUCUAAAAGCUCAGGAGGAACUUAAGAAGAUCCGAGGUUUCCUGGUCCAGUUCCCUCUCUACUUCCUGAGUGAGCAGAACCUUCUGCCACCCAUCGGUUCUAAAGAGGCCAUGGUGCCCAUGGAGGUGUGGACCUGAGAGGCCUGAGUUUCCUCCUGCAGAAGUUCAUCUCAGGAUCUCAGGAGGCUUCAGACUGACUGGUGGUGUCACUCUGUGGAAUGAUCUUUCUUUCUAACACUAACGCUAUGCAACUGGAACGACAGCAAACAUACGGAGACGAGUUGUUUAUCUCCUCUCUUCACACAUUCCACAAAAUAACUUCUCAUUGUAUCUCGUGUCUCACAGCAUGCCUUUGUUUUGCUCUUCACUCCUGUGACCUUCAGCAAAGUGCCAAAUGUGAGGAUCUUUAUUCACACGCUGUUGGCCGUAACCGCGAUGCGUCUGUGGGCUUCGCUUUGUACAUCGCUGUAUUUAAUGUAUUUUCAAAUUUAUAUGUCACACACACACACACACACACACAAUUCUCUUCUUGAUUUAAUAAGCACUGAUGAUCUCAAAACCAUCAGGAGUUUGAAGUGCCUCAGAAAGGUCCAGAGAAAAAAAUUGCACACACACAUACACACACACACUUUAAUUAUUCUUCACAAUCAGAGCACAGCUUUAAUGUGGGUGUUUGUAAUAUUUAUAAACUUUUUCUUCAUCAUAAGCCUGAGAUUGUCUCACUCCAGACACAGAUCUCUCACUUUUAUACUUUUUUCCUGAAAAUAAAAUCAUUUCAAGUUAAAAUUAGUAAAAAAAAUGUAUUAAGCUUUAUGAUAUUUACCUUCAGCUAGACUUUUAAUCUACAAACUCAAAUCUGAUGUAAAUGUUCCUGUGACCAAAAAACAUUUAAACUGAUUCUAAAAGCUUCUGAGAUCUUUCAGACGACUCCAGGCCUUUUUAUAAAAUCCACAUCUUUAGAAUUUUACAGAUAUUUAAAUAAAUGCUGAGUGAAAAGAACAGAGACGUGAAGGAGAGCAGAAACAAAUCAUAAAUAAUAAUUAACAUUUUCUGUGUGUGUGUGAGUGUGUGUGUGUGUGUGAGUGUGUGUGUGUGUGAGUGUGUGUGUGAGAGUGUGUGUGUGUGAGUGAGUGUGUGUGAGUGUGAGAGUGUGUGUAAGUGUGUGUGUAUGAGUGUAAGGCAGCAGUGUGACUGUUGAUGUACAGGAAGUGGAAAUUUUAUAGGAAGUGGAAGUUGUACAGGAAGUGGAAAUUGUAAAUUAGGAAUGGAGUCGCACUUGAUGACGGCAAAAUGUUGAUUAUUUGAUGUUAUUUUAUGUUUCUCAAAAUUUCAUUUGUCAAAAAACAGCCUUUAAUGAGUAUCUACUCCAUCUACAUUCCUGAGAUUAAAACUAUUUUCUUGUGA
Molecule: messenger RNA, 4600 nt
Organism: Hemibagrus wyckioides
Lineage: Eukaryota; Metazoa; Chordata; Actinopteri; Siluriformes; Bagridae
Gene: pld1b
Product: phospholipase D1b
Exons: 26
Coding region: 218-3334 (1038 amino acids)
Biological process (GO): phosphatidic acid biosynthetic process; intracellular signal transduction; regulation of microvillus assembly
Molecular function (GO): D-type glycerophospholipase activity; phosphatidylinositol binding
Source: RefSeq, a predicted model, not a curated record